CACUAAACAAAACCCUAAAAAACCCCUAAAUUUAACCCUAAAAACCCCAUUUUUGUGCCACCAUUUUCACUUGUGCUCAAACAAUCAAAGAUGGGUUUUGUUAGGUUUGCUUGCUUUUUGCUGGUUGUUCUUCCAAUUACAUCACUUUCCAUCAUGAAGUUUCAUCGAGGUUUAGAAUACAAAGACGUAGCUCAAGCCCGAGAUAGUUUUGCUUCACAUGAAAAGGAACUUUUGAGCAACAACAUUGGAGGAAGAAGAAGAUUGGAAGUGCAAGAAGGUAUGCCAUUGGAAAGUAGCAAGAGCUCAAAAAUGGCUGUUCCAAGUUCUUUCAAUGGUGAAAAUGGCAAGAAGAAGAAGAAGAAAUCGGGGAAUGGUUCUUCAUUAGUUUAUGAAAAUGCUGAUUAUUUGACUCAUAUGCAUCACCCACCAAAACAUAAUUGAUGGGAACUU
Molecule: messenger RNA, 450 nt
Organism: Cucurbita maxima (winter squash)
Lineage: Eukaryota; Viridiplantae; Streptophyta; Magnoliopsida; Cucurbitales; Cucurbitaceae
Exons: 3
Coding region: 91-441 (116 amino acids)
Source: RefSeq, a predicted model, not a curated record